Molecule: messenger RNA, 552 nt
Organism: Penicillium odoratum
Lineage: Eukaryota; Fungi; Ascomycota; Eurotiomycetes; Eurotiales; Aspergillaceae
Product: U2 snRNP complex subunit MSL1
Exons: 3
Coding region: 1-552 (183 amino acids)
Biological process (GO): mRNA splicing, via spliceosome
Cellular component (GO): U12-type spliceosomal complex
Molecular function (GO): pre-mRNA intronic binding; U12 snRNA binding
Source: RefSeq, a predicted model, not a curated record
AUGGCUUCCAAGGCGGCUCGAGGUCCGGACGCCAAGGCAGUUGGACCUCCCAACCAAACACUCUACUGCACCAAUUUACCAGAUAAGCUCACAAAAUACGAUCUGCGGCUGUCACUCUAUACCCUAUUUUCAACCUACGGUACCAUCCUUGACGUUGUAGCGAUGAAGACCCAGAAAAUGCGUGGCCAGGCCCAUAUCGUGUUUAAGGAUGUUCAGGCCAGCACACAGGCGAUGCGCGCUCUUCAAGGAUUUGAAUUCUUUGGCAAGGAGAUGAAAAUUGUCUAUGGCAAAGGAACUUCGGAUGUUAUUGGUCGACUCCGUGGUACAUAUAUUGCGCCCGCCACGGGGGCCGGGCCUAGCGGAGUUUCGACUGAUCUUCAAAAGUCCAUAUUCAGUGGCCCACCAGGCGCCAUCCCUGCACGACCGACCGAGGUCAACGGAGAGUCGCACGGUACCAAGCGAGCUCGGGAGGAGGAAAGUGAUGAAGAAGAAGCUCCGAUGGAGGAAGACAGCGACGUGCCCAUGGAAGCCUCAUCUGAUGAAGAAGAUUAA